AUGUGGAACCUCAUUUACUCUAAUCCUAUAUGUUUCAAGAAAAAAAUAGCUCAAGUAUUAGACUUCCAUUCAUUAUGUUAAGGAGCAACUCAUGCAUUUGAAUAAUAUCCAAAAUUCUAAGCCACUUGUCAACAACUCAUAACCAUGGAAACCAGGACAUUCAAUAUCAAGAUUAGUCAACAAAUACACAAAUAGUAAGUUCAAGAGCAUAUGACUUAGCCAACGAUCAAGAAAUCAUGGACAAAAACAGCAAAUUGCUAAGAAAAAUGAUGGAAAUCCAAUAGAGAAAUAGCACAUUGAGGUAACCCCCAACACAUGGUUCAUUGGAAGCAUUAAGAAGAAGGGAACAAGUUAAGAUAAGCUCAGAGAACUAAACCAUUUUAAAGCGUUUACAAUCAGCAAGUUCAGCCUACUCCAGGAAAACCUGGGUUAAUGAUAUUGAAAGAGUAAAAAAAUAUCGAGACAAUUUGCAACGAAGAACAAGUAUUAUCAUCUAUCAUUUCAGGAACAAAUGAUGAUUUCAAUAUAUUAGCAGUUCAAGAACAAGUCAAACGAAAUUUUACCAGUUAAUCUUCCUCUAGAAGUAUCUCUUCUAAAUUUAUUUAGAACUUAAAACAAGUUAAGGACCUAGAACUUAGACAUAUGAGUCAUUAAUUUGA
Paramecium octaurelia is the source of this 659-nucleotide messenger RNA. The record is from the annotation of a GenBank genome assembly. Lineage: Eukaryota; Ciliophora; Oligohymenophorea; Peniculida; Parameciidae.